AUGGCGGUGGAAUACAAUGGCACGACCGGCACGGCCGACGCCGGCUACUCGUCGAGGGUCAGCAACCUCAAUAUCUUUUACGACACCGGCCACAUGGCCUUCAUCACCCUCUCCGCCGUCCUGGUGCUGCUCAUGAUCCCCGGCGUCGGUUUCUUCUACAGCGGCCUCGCACGCCGCAAGUCGGCGCUGCAGCUCGUCCUGCUGUCAAUGCUCUCCGUCGCCGUCGUCGGCUUCCAGUGGUUCUUCUGGGGCUACUCGCUCGCCUUUUCCCGCACCGGCAACGCCUUUCUCGGAGACCUCUCGCAGUUUGGCCUCAUGAAGACGAUUGGGCAGCCCAACGGGUCCAGCGCCAUGCCCGACAUUCUCUUCUGCCUGUACCAGGGCAUGUUCGCCUCCAUUACUCCCGCCCUGGCCAUCGGCGCCGUUGCUGACCGCGGCCGCAUGCUGCCGGCCAUUGUCUUCAUCUUUGUGUGGUCGACCAUCGUCUACGACCCCAUUGCCUACUGGACGUGGAACGCCAACGGCUGGCUCUCCAAGCUGCCCAGCUACGACUUUGCCGGCGGCGGCCCCGUGCACAUCGCCUCGGGCUCCUGCGCCCUCGCCUACAGCCUGAUGCUCGGCAAGCGCACCGGCUACUCGGGCACGGGCGGCCUACCGUAUCGCCCGCACAGCGUCACCAACGUCGUCCUCGGCACCGUCUUCCUCUGGGUCGGCUGGUUCGGCUUCAACGGCGGGUCCGCCCUCAGCAUCAACAUCCGCGCCAUCAUGGCCUGCUACGUCACCAACCUCGCCGCCGCCUGCGCCGGCAUCACUUGGGUCCUGCUCGACUACCGCCUCGAGCGCAAGUGGAGCACCAUUGGAUUCUGCUCCGGCGCCAUCUCGGGCCUCGUCGCCAUUACCCCCGCCGCCGGCUUCGUCGCCCCUUGGGCUGCCCUCGUCAUUGGCGUCUGCGGUGGGCUGUGCUGCAACUUUGCCACCAAGCUCAAGUUCCUCACCGGCGUUGACGACGCGCUUGACAUCUUUGCUGUCCACGGCAUCGGCGGCAUGGUUGGCAACAUCCUGACGGGCAUAUUUGGGGCCUCCUACAUUGCCGGCCUCGACGGCAACACCUACCCGCCCAUCGGCUGGGUCGACCGCCACUGGGUCCAGCUCGGCAACCAGCUCGCCGGCGUCCUCGCCGCCUUCACCUGGUCCUUCGUCAUGACCUGUCUCAUCCUCUUCCUCAUGAACCUCGUCCCCGGCCUGUCACUGCGCGUCUCCGCCGACGACGAGGACGUCGGCAUCGACGACUGCCAGCUCGGCGAGUUCGCCUACGACUACGUCGAGCUGACGCGCCACGUCGCCGACACGACAACCACCGUCUCCGAGCGGCACGCUUCCUCCGACGCCUCCACCGCCGCCAACGAAAAGGCCCUUCCCCCAAUCAUCUCCGCCGCUUGA
Hirsutella rhossiliensis is the source of this 1440-nucleotide messenger RNA. Its product is annotated as ammonium transporter family domain-containing protein. The coding region runs from base 1 to 1440 and encodes 479 amino acids. Gene Ontology annotation, biological process: ammonium transmembrane transport. Gene Ontology annotation, cellular component: plasma membrane. The transcript has 4 exons. Lineage: Eukaryota; Fungi; Ascomycota; Sordariomycetes; Hypocreales; Ophiocordycipitaceae. The record is from RefSeq and is a predicted model, not a curated record. Gene Ontology annotation, molecular function: ammonium channel activity.